AUGGGUCUUGUAACAAAAUUGGCAGAGACAUUUAAUGCAAAUGAAGACGCUCUCAGACUUCUGUUGACUAUUCUGGCAGGUUAUCCCUUAGCGGUUUUUUAUCGGUUUUUCAUCUACAAUAAAUCUCCAAUAGCUCAAAAAGUUUUUUUUGUCAUAGUUGGAAUAUCACUUUACUUCUUCAAUUGCGGUUUAAAUUCUUGUCAUGCUGGGAUUAGCAUAGUGUUUGCUUAUUUAAUAACGAACUACCUUCCUGGAACAACUGCCUCGAUUGUACUGGCUUACUUCGUAUUUCUCGGCCAUUUGCUUUUGGGUUACUGGUUUGCGGAAUCAGAUCAUUAUGAUAUAACUUGGACAACACCAUUCUGUAUUAUGACUUUGCGGUUUAUCGCUUUAGUGAUGGAUGUUUAUGACGGCCAGAAGCCAGAGGAGCAAUUAAAACCAGAUCAAAGAAUUACACGUGUAGUUAAUCCGCCCGAUCUUCUAGAAACUGCAGCGUAUGGGUUGUGCUUUUGUGGAACAUUUGUUGGUCCGCAGUUUCCACUUAGGCGGUUUCGGGAUUUUAUUAAUGGCGAAUACCUAAACGAAAAGAAGGAAGUUCGUAGUACAGGACUUAUGCCAAGUCUUGGUCGUUAUGUUGCAGCAACAUUCUUUGCAGUCAUUCAUCAGUGGGGAAACUUGUGGAUUCCUGGCUCUUAUUUCAGUACUUCACAUUUUCUUCAACAGCCAUAUAUCUGGAAGCUGAUUUGGUGCGUGAUUUGGUUUAGACUGAUAAUGGCAAGAUAUGUUUCUUGUUGGUUAUAUACGGAGGGAGCUGCUAUUUUAAUGGGUAUUGCUUAUAAUGGUAAGGAUAAAAAGGGCGUAGACCAGUGGGAUGGUGUUCGUGACGUACAUAUAUUACGUUACGAGUUGGGCACUGAUUUCCAGAGUGUUAUUGAUAGCUUUAAUGUGGGUACUAAUAGGUUUGCAAAAAAUUACGUGUUUCGACGUUUACGUUGGCUUGGCAGUAGGACUCGAAGUCAUUUAGUAACGUUGUUUUUCUUAGCUUUGUGGCACGGUUAUCACCUGGGUUACUUCGUUCUGUUUUUAUUUGAAUUCGCGUGUGUUGUUGCUCAAAACAAUUUCUACGAGAUUUUGAACAGAAUACCUGGAGCUCCUGCUCUACUUGCUCAGCCUUGGAUGUACCCUUUGAAACUACUAUUUGGUAGAAUUGUUAUAAACGUAUGUAUGGGAGUUGGGUUCCUUACAUUUGGGCUCGUUAAAACAAGGCAUUGGUUAACGGUAAUUUUUUCGGCUUAUUCUGGCUUUGAGCUCAGAAUUUUCUCUCAGUUCGGGUCUAAUUAUUCUUCAUAA
This is a messenger RNA of Enterobius vermicularis (human pinworm), 1350 nucleotides long. Lineage: Eukaryota; Metazoa; Nematoda; Chromadorea; Rhabditida; Oxyuridae. The record is from the annotation of a GenBank genome assembly.